UUUAUUUCUAACUGGAUGCGUCCGAGGCAAGAAAGGAAGGAAGUUAAAGGGUUAAUUUGUGGCCGGGGAAACCUGAUGCUAAUUAAGUCUUAGGAAUGCCACAUACUGACAUUGUAGUGCAGGAGCCCUCAGUGUGGCUCAGGCAUGGAGAGAGCCAACAGCUUUUAUUUCUCACAGACGGUCGGAAAAGCCGGACUCAUCAAACCCUGGAGCUAAAGGAGGAGAGAGAGAGAGAGAGAUAACUUGACGCAAAAUGGUUUUAUUAACACCAGAGCUGUUGCUCCUGCUGUCUUGGGUAUCACUGCAAGCUGUCGCUGAGAUUUGCCGCGGGACGCACUGCUACGGCGCGGAAACCGGCGAUCCAAGACCGUGCACCGGAGCGCACUGUCCGGGGAGCAGGUCCUCCAGACCACCUCGGCAGUUCAACCCAACAAGUCAGGGGAGAGCUGCGCAAAUAGUCACCGGCCAGCAUUAUGCGCACCAGAGCUUUCAGAGAGACACUUAUCCGGCCGGACAGCCUCUGCGCGGGCGGCACGGUGACAGCAGCAGCGGUACGCGGAGGAGAGCGCCUGAAGUUUACCCCGCUGGGUGCACGGAUCCGGACUGUGUCGCUCCUGUGAAACAAUUUCAGCCCACAAAUGACACCCGAGAGUGUAGAGGGAUCGAGUGCAGACUGCCGUUCAGGAUACGGCCAAAAACUCGGGCGAAGCCAUGUGUGGGAGAGGGAUGUUUGGUCGGUUCAGAAGAGAGUGUCUCUUCAUCCACCGCCAGCCAGCUUCCUCCUCUCCAUCUGUCUGACAUAUCCGCGAUGUUCCUGGGAGAUUUUCCGGACCUGGGAUAUCCGUCGCCAGAACUUGGCAGCGCGCCUUUGGGUGUCCAGCUCACAUGUGACAUCAAACCAGGUGAGAAUGAAGUUCCCUCCGAAGAUGCCCUCAUUCUGCACCUCCAGCUGGCAAAAGGACAGGAGAAGCUGGUGGAGGCCAUGAAAGCGCAGCAGGUCGUCAUCCGAGACCUGCAGCAGAAGCUCGCCGACCAACAGGAGGCGCUACUUUCCCAGCAGAGGGAGAUCCUGGGGCAGCAGCAGCGCAUGUACGAGCAGAUGGACGUGGUGAAAGCGCAGUACGGCCUCCUCUCGGACACCAUCAAACAGGUUUCCUUCCAGGGUCUGCAGGGCGAGCUGCAGAGCUACUUUGAAAGCCACAUGGCGGGUCUGCAGAGCCAGGCCCGCAGCCACCUGCAGAAGUCCUACGCAGUGCACAAAAUGGACGUGGACGCCAAAGUGAUGGAUGUAGUCGGAGAGGCUCAUUUCCCUCAGCCUCUUCUGGGAUGUCCCACGCCCUGUGGACAGGAGGAGUUCUGUGAUUUUCAGAAGGACCCGCCUCAGUGUGAGAAGUGCACCAUGUGUCCACCAGGCUUCUUUCUGAUCUCACAGUGUUCUCCGACUGCAGACAGGAUGUGCCAGGACAGAGAUGAAUGCCUUGAAUUACCCAACAUCUGUGGAGAGCGAGUGAAGUGCCUUAAUACUCCAGGAGGGUUCAGGUGUCUGGGAGCUUCUGAGAGAGAGGCAGUGAUGGGUCUUUGUGGUCACGGCUACUUUUACAACCAGGAGCUGCAGGAGUGUCAGGCGUGCACUGAGUGUGAUGGAGAGCCUCUCGCCGUUUCCUGCACAGCCGUCAGCGAUGCCGUCUGCGGCCAGCCGUCGGAGAGCCGUCUGUCCCAAUCGUGGGCCGCCAAUGUGGCAGUCCCUCCUGCCGGCACCCCUGGCAUCAACAUCUUCCCCGGGCUUCAACUAAACAUCCGAGGCAAAGAGGUCACGGAUCUGUUGUCCAAUGAGGCCGGGCAGGUGAGGUUCCUGCAGCACGGCCUCGUCUGGUUGGACCAUAAUUUUGCGAUUAAGCACAGUUGCAGAAACUUCCUCCAGGUGGGGAUGAGGCUCAACGGGAGCCAGGAAGAGGAGGGUCAGGACCUCAGCGGAGUUCGUAUUGAACAGCCAGAUGGGAAAUACUUCCAGGGUGUGAGUGUGAGCAGUGGGGUUGAGGUGGAGCCUAACCAUACGUUCACUCUGCAGCUGAGGAGUCCAAAUCACCACUGCAAUCAGAGCAAGGAUAUUCACAUCUAUGAUGUCAACACUCCCUCCUUCAGCCUGCUCUGGUUGUCUCAUGAUACCGGUGCUGUCGCCAUGACGGCUCAGAUGUCCCUGUUGGCACACUACCAAACAAGCUACCGUCCAACUCUCCGCAUGACCUCAGUCUCUGACCCGUAUAUGAUCAUCUUAACCCAUGACAACCGCGGCGUACGCUUCACAGAAAGCGGGGUUGUCAAGUUUGUCUUCCAACAGGCUCUGUACUCUAUGGGGAACACCUGCGUUCGCGAGGGUUUCUCCCUGAUCGCCCACACUAAUCAAAACGGGACUGGCCAGGAGGCGAUGCAAGCCUUCAAAACAGGCGUCCACUACAGGGACACCUCCAUCACCCUCUCUGGCACCGUCAGCGUGAACAGCGGUGACACCCUAAGCUUUGAGAUUCAAUCUCCAUCCCAGUGCAACAUCCGCUACUUUGGGGACAACACCGGGAUCAGCAUACUUAGUCUGAUCUGGAUACCUUCAGCAGUGUCAUCAGCCCUGAGCGCCACGGUGUCCAGGACGGGUCUGCCCUCAGGAGCAGUGAGGAACAAACCGCUGUUAUUCCAUCAGAUCAGCCCGGACACCCCGCAGGUUCAUUUGGCCCGAUCAGGAGAGCCGAGCAGCCGGAAAAACUUUAUCUUCCACGAGAAAGGCAUAGCGAACAUAGCCCUCAACCUGAAGCUGAUACACUCUUGCAAUGUUGUUAAGCUUACUUUGCAGCAGGUUGGGGGUCAGGGCGGGCAGGCAGGUCCUGUGGCUCAGCAGGUGUCUGGACAUAUGCCUGAAGGAAGCCAGUGGGCCAGUAUCGGGCUGAGGACCUCUUUCUCAGUCCAGAACGGCACCGCUGUCUUUGUCACUCUGGACUGCAUCCGCGGACGAGUUAACCAGAUAACACACGAGGGUGGCACUAACAUUUCAAUCCUCUGGGUUGCAGUGUAAUCAAGAAGAGGAUGAAGCAGUCAGUAAUUUUAUACUUUGAAAAAAACAAAAGAGAAAAAAAAGACACUUUUGCACAUUAUUGAAUUGCAGAGCAGAUUCAACAAUUUACCAAAUGAAGGACGGAAGUGGGCGAUGAAAAACAAUAUAAUUCAUUUUUUACACAUAUUUGUAUUGUUAGACUUGUAUUGAGAAAUUACCUUUUUGUGUUAUUUACAUGUAAGUACUGAAGUACUUCGGCUGGUUGAGCAGUGACCAAUUCUUUAUGGAAAGCUUGUGUGAGCGUGAGCGUGUGUGUGUGUGUGUAUGUGAGCGUGUGUGUGUGUGUGUGUGUGUGUGUGUGAGCGUGUGUGUGUGUGUGUGUGUGUGUGAGCGUGUGUGUGUGUGUGUGUGUGUGUGUGUGUGUGUGUGUGUGUGUGUGAGCGUGUGUGUGUGUGUGUGUGUGUGUAUGUGAGCGUGUGUGUGUGUGUGUGUGUGUGUGUGAGCGUGUGUGUGUGUGUGUGUGUGUGUGUGUGAGCGUGAGCGUGAGCGUGAGCGUGUGUGUGUGUGUGUGUGUGUGUGUGAGUGUGUGUGUGUGUGUGUGUGUGUGAGAGCGUGUGUGUGUGUGUGUGUGUGUGUGUGUGUGUGUGUGUGUGUGAGCGUGUGUGUUAUUACUGUAAGUAUGAGUGUGUAUAAGAACAUGUACAGUGGUGCUCCAAUAUGUAUGUAUUUGUGUGUGUGUUGGCACACAUUGGCAUGCCUACUUUUGCAUAAAUGUAGUACGAGUUGUGUAAUAUAUUUAGAAGUGUAUGUAACAAAUCUUUUUGUAUUAUAUCAAUACACAUUUAAAAUGAUCGUUUGUCCUUUUGGGAGAUACAACACUCAAACUGUUAGCUUAGCUUAGCAUUAAGACUGGUAGCAGGGGGAAUGUUUUAACGUUGCCUGGCCUGAGGUGAACUAAAUUUAACCACCAACAUUUUUUUUAAGGUAUCUUAACAUUUUAUCUUUCUUAGUGUAAAAACUGUCCCUAUUUUAAGAGGGCUAAAGCUCCAGACUAUCUCUUAAAUAACAGUAACCUCCUGAUGUUAACUUUUCUUUCUUUCUUUAUUAAGACCCCCAUUAGCACCAGCACACACCCCUUCAUACACACUUUUACAAAGAACAAUAUAACAAACAAACAAAGACAAACAGCUCCUCUAGGGGAAUUAAAGUUCACACAGAAGAGGAAAUAAAUAAACGACCAUCUUUUUCACAGACAUUCUGCAAAAGAACACAAAACAAUCGUCUUCAGAUUUUCCUUCAUACAAAUCAUAUAAUGUACCAAUUCACCUACAUUUAUACAUUUUGAUGACUAAAUCUCUAACCAUCCUUUUUACAGACAUUAAUUCCAAGAAAAGAGAAACGAAAUACAGUUCACAUUCUGCCAAACAGGCAUAUUUACACCUUAUUUUACACUCAAUUAAGCAGUUCACUCACCUGGAUUUCACAGCUAACACUGACAUGCAGGAAAGACCCCUUGCCAUGCUAAAACAUUUUUUCCAUAUAUUAAACAAUGGUGCUCAAAUAGGGAGAGAAUAGAUGAGGAUUGAUGAGAUUUUCCAUCCUUUGGGCAAAACAAAGCUUGCUGUUUUUUGUGUUUGCAGUAUUCAUGCUGAGCUAAACUAAACUAACUAGAUGCUCUUGCUCUGUCUUGCUAUGUAACCACUACGAGAGAGGAUUUUUACUGUCCCUACAACAUAUCGUAAAAUAACAGUUUCCAAAAUGUCAAACUAUUCCUUUACUUUUCUGAAGAGUAUUUUUAUCAAAGAGCUAUACACAAAUGUUACGUAGCCAAGCAAACGAUGGUAUUUUAUGUUUUUUUCCCCAUAUUUAUUUGAGUUUUAUAAAACAGGACCGCAGUAUUUACCACUAUAGGAAGCACAUUUAUCUUAGAUAACAAUAUUCCAUGUAUGAAGCACAGAGUAGACAGUGUCUAUAUUCAAACACAUUCAUUCAUAGCCUCUUUGCACACAUGUAGUUUAACAUAGUUUUUAAGAAAUAUACAAACAUCACACUUUGUUAUUCUUUGGCCUAAAUGCUAUUUCCCUGCAAAGUCGCUCAUGCACAUCGAGCUUAAUUGCCUCUGUGUGUGCUCUGUCCUCUAAACAAUUAGGCACAAUUAAGUGUUUCAGGGACUUGGCAGCGAAGGCGCCAAUGAAAUUCUUCAGCUUUAUUUUCCCUUCAUUAUGUUCAGUGAUUUUUGUUUUUCUGUGGUUGGACUCCCUGCACAUGACUUGUGGAACAUCAAUGCAUGCAUUACUGUUCAACACCAAAUAAAAUGUAGAUCUAUUUUGAAGUACAAA
Labrus mixtus (cuckoo wrasse) is the source of this 5379-nucleotide messenger RNA. It is a transcript of the gene nell3, whose product is annotated as NELL (neural EGFL like) family member 3. The transcript is spliced from 5 exons. NCBI's taxonomy places the organism in Eukaryota, Metazoa, Chordata, Actinopteri, Labriformes, Labridae. The coding region runs from base 254 to 3061 and encodes 935 amino acids. Gene Ontology annotation, molecular function: protein binding; calcium ion binding. The record is from RefSeq and is a predicted model, not a curated record.